AUGCCCUGGCGACAGUGCCGCUCAUUGCCGCUGCAGUGGUCUGGGGGGGAUAGGCGGGGCGGUACGGCAAGAAAACUUCUGCAUGUAAGGACCUCCCGAGUCUGCACUCCUUACAAAACACGGGCCGGUACCUGUAAGCCAAACUCAAGGCAGAGGUACCGCCAGCAGAGGGACGGACACCGUCCCGCCCGGCAGCCGCAGCACCGAGCGGGCGGAGGCACCUGCCGCCGGCGGGCCAUAGCCGGCUGCUGCCUGUCGGCCGACCAGAAAAAAAUCGCGCGGAGCGCCAUCAGCGCGGAGAUCGAGCGGCAGCUGCGCCGCGACAAGCGGGACGCGCGGCGGGAGCUGAAGCUGCUGCUGCUGGGGACAGGAGAAAGUGGAAAGAGUACUUUCAUUAAAUAAAUGAGGAUUAUUCAUGGAUCAGAUUAUACAGAAGAAGACAGGAAAGGCUUCACAACUGUUUAUCAAAAUAUAUGCACUGCAAAAUAUAUGCAAGCUAUGAUCAGAGCCAUGGACAUGCUGAAAACACACUACACAUCUGAAGAAAAUGAGGAGAGUGCUCAGAUGAUCAAAAGAGUGGAAGUGGAUAAAGUGACAGCGCUGGAAAGAGAACAAGUUGAACCAAUCAAGAAUCUUUGGGAAGACCCAGGAAUUCAAGAGUGCUAUGAGAGGGAGCAUCAGCUCUCAAAUUCUGCUUAGUAUUAUCUUACUGACAGUGAUCGUAUUGCUAUGCCCUCAUUUGUACCAACUCAGCAAGAUAUUCUUAGAGUGCCAACUACAGGAAUUAUCAAGUACCCUUUUGAUUUAGAAAAUAUUAUAUUUAGGUAA
Molecule: messenger RNA, 828 nt
Organism: Centrocercus urophasianus (Greater sage-grouse)
Lineage: Eukaryota; Metazoa; Chordata; Aves; Galliformes; Phasianidae
Product: guanine nucleotide-binding protein subunit alpha-14-like
Biological process (GO): phospholipase C-activating dopamine receptor signaling pathway; adenylate cyclase-modulating G protein-coupled receptor signaling pathway; action potential
Cellular component (GO): heterotrimeric G-protein complex
Molecular function (GO): guanyl nucleotide binding; G protein-coupled receptor binding; GTPase activity
Source: RefSeq, a predicted model, not a curated record